AUGGACGAAGUGUCACACCUCCCAAAUGGGAACUUGAAGAAUAUGGAGUUCACACCCGUAGGAUUUAUUAAAUCCAAACGAAACUCUACGCAAACGCAAAUUGUAUCGCCAACUAAGGUUCCAAACAUUAAGGAUGGUGAUGAAAACGAAGGCCCUGCCAGGAAAAAGCAAAGGACAAGUAUUGAUGAUACCAUUGACUCUACAAGGCUGUUUAGUGAGGCCUCACAAUUUGAUGAUAGCUUUCCAGAAAUUAAAGCUAACAUUCCGCCCAGUCCAAGGUCAGGAAAUGUUGAUAAAAGCCGCAAAAAAAACUUGAUUGAUGAUUUGAAGAAAGAUGUACCAAUGUCACAGCCUUUGAAAGAACAAGAAGUCAAAGAACACCAGUUGAAGAAAGAGAGAUUCGAGCGCGCUCUAGAGAGCAAGUUACUGGGGAAAAGACACAUAGCAUACACACAAUCUGAUCUUUCCAAUAAAGAGCUCUACAUCAAUGAAAUCAAAAGUUUAAAGCACGAAAUUAAAGAAUUGAGGAAAGAAAAAAACGAUAGUCUUAAUAAUUAUGACAUCCUUGAAGAAGAAACAGAUGACUUAAGAAACAAAUUACAAGAACUGAAAAACGAACUAAACACCAAAAACAAACUUGUGAAUUCGAAAAAGGUAGAAGAUCACUCUGGGUGCAUAGAAGAGCGUGAAAGAAUGGAAAGAAAAUUGACUGAAUCAGAAAAAAAAUUGAAAACAAUGAACGAUCAGGUACAUGAAUUAGAAAAUAAUGCGAACGUACAAAAUUCACGUGUGAAAUCGAAGGAAGAUGAUUUGAAAAGAUUACUGAACCAGUUAAACGAGUCAAAAAGCAGUGCAGAAGAAAAAGAUAAACAAUUGGAAUCUAAGAACAGUGAAUUGAAGAAACGAACAAAUGAACUAAAUGAAUUAAAAAUCAAGUCUGAUGAGGUGGAUACACUGUUACAGGAAAAAAAAAGUGAAUCAGAAAGAUUGACAAAUAGAUUAUAUGAACUUGAAAGUAAGCUCAAUGAAAAUGGCUCACAAUCUUCUGCCAAAGAGAAUGAAUUGAGAGAGUCAAGAAAAAUAAUAGCUCAACUAGAAGAAAAAAUAAACGCGAAAAGCUCACAAUUGACUGAAAAAGAAAGUGAACUGGGGUCAUUAAUGACUCUAAUAACUGAACUAGAGAAUAAACUCAAUCAAAAGGAUUCACAGUUGGGCUCAAGGGAAGAAGAGCUAAAAACUAUCAAUGAACAGUUACAAAGAGAUGUUAAGAUUGCAAGACAGGAAACUGCCUCAAGAGAUGAACAGGUAUCAGACUUGCAAACCAAGAUUCAAAAGUUAGAAAAUGACUUAUUUGUAAUGAAAAAAACGCACAGCGAGUCUAAAUCUCUCGCUAGUAGUGAAUUAGAAUCUAAAGAGAAACUUAUCAAAACUUUAGAGAAUGAUUUAAAAGUUGCACAAGAGAAGUACUCUAAAACAGAAAAAGAACUAAAAGAGAGGGAGUUCAAGUAUAAAAUUUCAGAAUCAAACUUGGAAGAUGAAAACACCAAGCUGAAUAAAAAAAUCUCAACCUUGGUCACAGAAAACUCACAGCUAAAAAUCAAACUAGACGAAGAAUCGUCAGCUGCUUACCGUACGAAAGAAAAUUAUCAGACACAGUUAGAUUCAUUAAGGAAAGAAGUUGAAGAAUAUAGGAAAAGUGCAGAGGAAUCUGAGGAAAAGGCAGAGGAAUUAAAGAUUAGAAUUUCGGAAAAUUCUGCCAAAGUAUCAGAAAAGAGAUCAAAGGAUAUAAAAAAGAAGGAGGAGCAAAUAAAUGAACUCACACACCAUCUGAAACUUCAAGCAGAUGAAAUAAAUUCAUUAAAGACCAUAAUAGAUAAGUACAAGAAAGAUUUUAAUGAGUCAAAAUCUGAAGAAAGUAAUAUUCAACGUGACUUAAAUCUACAGAUACUCAAUCUAGAAAACAAAUUGAUAGAGAGCGAAGAUGAAUUACGAUCGCUUAAAGAUUCUCAGAGAAUUGAAAUAGAAAACUGGAAAAGAAAAUACAACAAUCUAUCUCUAGAAAACGACAGAUUAUUGGCAGAAAAAGAUUCCACAUUGGACAAAGAACACGAAGUGUCCAUUUUAAACAGAAAAGUUGAUGAGUUAAAUAAAGAAAAAUGGAACUUACAAGAGUCUAAAGAAAAAUAUAAACGUGAACUACAAAAAGUAAUUACCGCCAAUGAACGCUUGAGAAGAGAAAAAGAAGAACUGAAUGAGAACGGCAAUAAUAUCCGUGUCAUGGAAGACAAAAUGACCAGAAUAAAAAAGAGUUAUCUUAGUGAAAUCACUUCCUUACAAGAGGAAAAUAGAAGGCUUGAAGAACGUCUCAUAUUAAACGAGAGACGUAAAGAUGAUAAUUCAAUAAUGCAAUUGAACGAAAUUAUAAGUUAUUAUAAAUUGAAGUAUCACACAGAAGUAAGACAUAAUAACGACCUAAAAGUGAUCAACGAUUAUUUAAACAAGGUGCUUGCACUGAGUACUCGCCGUUUAAGGUUGGACACAAGGAAGGGUGAGCAUAGCUUAAACAUUUCAAUUCCGGAUGAUGACGAGUUAGAUCGCGACUACUAUAAUAGCCAUAUAUAUACGAGGUAUCAUGACUAUGAUUACCCCCUUAGAUUCAGUUCGAAUAGAAGAGGCCCAUAUUUCGAGCGCCGUCUAAAUUUCAAAACAGUUGCUCUUUUAGUGCUCGCUUGUGUGAGAAUGAGGAGAGUUGCUUUUUACAGGAGAUCUGAUGAUGCUAGACUGCGAAUACUUAGAGACAAAAUUGAGAGCAAUAGUGGACGUAUAUCCUGGUAG
Molecule: messenger RNA, 2835 nt
Organism: Saccharomyces mikatae IFO 1815
Lineage: Eukaryota; Fungi; Ascomycota; Saccharomycetes; Saccharomycetales; Saccharomycetaceae
Gene: SPC110
Product: Spc110p
Exons: 1
Coding region: 1-2835 (944 amino acids)
Source: RefSeq, a predicted model, not a curated record